UCUUAGUCUUGCUAUAAAGAUUAAAAUCAAUGAUCCCUCGUGUGUUUGCUAUCCGGUCUGAGCGAUAGAAAGUUCUUGAAUUGUGGAAGCGUAGGUUGAAAGGAAUUAAUAAGUUUUGAGUAAAGGUGAUUGUAUUGCUUUACGUUUGAAACAAUUAAAAUGGCAACACCAGUAGCCAUUGUGGCAAAGCGAUUGAUUCCUCUCUUUGAUAGAGUACUCAUUCAGAGAGCUGAAGCUAUAACAAAGACAAGGGGUGGUAUUGUUAUUCCUGAAAAAGCCCAGGCCAAGGUUUUGCGUGGAACAGUUGUUGCUGUUGGACCUGGUGCUCGAAAUGAGAAAGGUGAACAUGUCCCAUUGUCUGUAAAAGUUGGAGACCAGGUGUUACUGCCAGAGUAUGGUGGUGCAAAAGUAGAAUUAGAGGAAAAUAGUGAAUUCCAUCUGUUCAGAGAAUCUGAUAUACUUGCCAAGAUAGAGUCCUGAAUCUCCAGCUGUCACAAAUAGACAGCAUUCAUAUAUGUGUAGUUAAAAUGGGAGAACAUGAGAAUUAUGAAGACAAACAUUCUCUGCUAUUGAUGAAAAUUACAGAGAGUAAUUUAUGGAUGUUGUAUACAUGUAAUAAGAAGUGUGAAUGGUAAAUGUUAUAUGAUAUGGUACAAGCUAACAAAAUUUAGGGUGUUUUCUGUAAGUUUCACUUACUUUCAAUAUAUAGAAUGUAACUUUUUUUCACAUUAAAAUUGCAUUUAGAGUAUUCCUUUUAGGUGGAAAUACUUCUCUUUGUAA
Molecule: messenger RNA, 780 nt
Organism: Zootermopsis nevadensis
Lineage: Eukaryota; Metazoa; Arthropoda; Insecta; Blattodea; Termopsidae
Product: 10 kDa heat shock protein, mitochondrial
Cellular component (GO): mitochondrial matrix; mitochondrion
Molecular function (GO): metal ion binding; ATP binding; protein-folding chaperone binding
Source: RefSeq, a predicted model, not a curated record